AUGACCCGAAGCCUGGAUAUCGCUUACCAGUAUUCGCUGGCAAAACGCCAGGCAUCGCCGGAAAGUGGCGCCCGAAAAUAUAUGGCACAGUGGCAAUUACAAAAACUCGGCUCGGCUCAGUUGGUGAUCUAUGGUGCUUUGGCCCUCCGACGCUUUGCCCUACCAUCUCUGCCAACACUAUUUCGCGACGCCGCUCGCUGGAAUCUUGCCAGAGGCGCUAGGUAG
This is a messenger RNA of Gongylonema pulchrum, 225 nucleotides long. Lineage: Eukaryota; Metazoa; Nematoda; Chromadorea; Rhabditida; Gongylonematidae. The record is from the annotation of a GenBank genome assembly.